Messenger RNA from Darwinula stevensoni, 1798 nucleotides. NCBI's taxonomy places the organism in Eukaryota, Metazoa, Arthropoda, Ostracoda, Podocopida, Darwinulidae. The record is from the annotation of a GenBank genome assembly.
GUUGCCCACCCGGUGACUCAUGAAUUCAUAACGAACGAGGAAAAACGGGAACCGUGCCCAUUUUUCACCCCGCCAGGUGAUGAAGCUGCUCCAGAAGGGCAACAAGAACAGAACGGUGGAGGCAACCGCCGCGAACAAGACGUCCUCCCGCUCCCACGCCCUCCUGCAGGUCCUCGUCGAGCAAGAGGACAAAUUCACCGGGACCAAGACGAAAAGGAAAUUCGGGAAACUCUUCAUGAUCGACUUGGCCGGCUCGGAACGGGCCUCCCAGACAAAGAACGAGGGAAAGCGCCUGCAAGAAGGCGCCCACAUCAACCGCUCCCUCCUGGCCCUCGCGAACUGCAUCAACGCCCUGGCGCAGGGCGACGCGAAGUACGUCAACUUCCGCGACUCCAAGCUCACCCGCCUCCUCAAGGACGCCCUCAGCGGCAACUGCCGCACGGUCAUGAUCGCCCACGUCAGCCCCAACCCCGACCACCGAGACGAGACCUACAACACCCUCGUCUACGCCGAUCGAGCCAAGAACAUCUCCAACAAGGUGAGGAAGAACGUGGUGGACGUGGAGCACCACGUGUCCCAAUAUCAGAACAUCAUCGAGGAGCUGAAGGGAGAAAUCUCGAGACUCAGGGAGAAACUGGAAGGCGGCGGGGAGCCGUCCAAGGACGCCGUCGACGCCACCUUCAAGGACAGGAAGGCCCAGGAGGCUCACAGGGUGAAACUCAAGGCCCUGCAGGAGCAACUCGUCGCGAACUUCAAGGACCAGAUGGACGUCAGGCAAGAGAUGCUGGACGUGGAAAACAACAUCCUGGCCCUGGCGAUGGAGCGAGAGAAGGAGCAGCUCAUCAUCGACGAAUGGGAGGCUGAGAAGACGAAGAAGAAAAGCGCGAUGAAGAAGGGCAAGCCGUCCUCCUCGUCUUCCUCGAACCAGUCCGGUGAGUCAUCAGCCGCCGGUGGGCCGCCAGUGGGUCGCCAGUGGGUCGCCGGGGAGGAUUCGGAGUCGGAUGUGGAGAUGGAGGAACCGGAGGAAGUGGCACAGGCCUGGGACGAAAUCAUGUUCAUCAACAACGAGGAGAAGAGAUAUCUGGAGAUGAAGGAGGACUUGGAGAAGGAACUGGAAGAAGCUCGGCAUAAGUCUGCCGCGCUGGAAGCUGAAUUCCCCCAAGAGAUCACCGACAGCGAACAGCGAGAGAUCUACAGCCUCCUCCUCCGCGUCCACGAACUGGAGGUGGAAAGGGUGGAAAUGCAGCGCGACGCCCUGCUCAGGGAACACGAGAUGCGAAAGAAGGAACUCAUGCUCCUCCGAUUCGACAUGCAGAGGAAUCUCUGCGACCAGAUCAUCACCCGGCAGCGGGAGCUUCUCAAAGCCCAUCAGUCCCAGACGCCGGAAGACCUCGACCAACUCUAUCAAGUCUACAAGAACGAGUCGUACGGCGCCACCCGGGAGAAAGACGCCAAACUGAUCGCCCAGCUGAACGAAUUCAUCCGGGUGGUCGUCGACUGUGGGGAUCCCGCUGAGAACGACACGGUCUUCGACGAGGGCGUCCGGCACCCCCGGCACCCCCGGCUCCGGCUCCGGCUCCGGCUCCGAAAUCAACCACAAACUUCCGCCCAUCAGCGAAUUCAAACAGGCCUCGUCGACGGUCGUCUCCGUAUCGACCGGCGACGUCUUGCGACGAGUCCGUGCGUCUGCGACGACGUCUUCAUCAAUUUUUUACGGUUUAUCGGGAACUUCUUCGAGCGAGAGUGCGAUGGCAUCGCCUGCCGAGGCCUUUGCGAGUCGCUGAUUGCUCUCAAGUGA